This is a messenger RNA of Sinocyclocheilus rhinocerous, 13306 nucleotides long. It is a transcript of the gene fat2, whose product is annotated as FAT atypical cadherin 2. Gene Ontology annotation, molecular function: calcium ion binding. The transcript is spliced from 24 exons. Gene Ontology annotation, biological process: homophilic cell-cell adhesion. Gene Ontology annotation, cellular component: adherens junction; plasma membrane. NCBI's taxonomy places the organism in Eukaryota, Metazoa, Chordata, Actinopteri, Cypriniformes, Cyprinidae. The record is from RefSeq and is a predicted model, not a curated record. Bases 145 to 13170 code for a protein of 4341 amino acids.
GUGUUCAUUAUGGAUGAAAAGCGAUUCGAUUUAUUUCCGCACUGGAAUGCUGUCAUACCAAAGGUGUGAGGACUUUGGGAAAAGUUUUACGCAUAGCAGCAGUCGAGGACCUCAGGUCUGCGGGUCCAGGUUGAGACAGUGAGAAUGGCUUUCACAGACACAGCCAUAAUUCUCAUUGUCAUAGCAGUCCUAGGAACGCUAACCAGAUGUCAGGGGAGCCUGGUUAAAGACAACUCUCUGCUGAGGUUCACCCAUCAUUUGUAUAAUGCCAGCAUUUAUGAGAACUCUGCCCCCCGGACCUAUACGGAGAGCCCGGUCCGAAUGGGCAUCAUAUUAUCUGAUCCCUUCUGGGACGUUAAGUACAAGAUUGUCUCUGGAGAUGACGAUGGCCUUUUCAAAGCCGAGGAGGUAACCGUAGGAGAUUUCUGCUUUCUGAGAAUCAAAACCCGAAGCAGUUACUCAGCUGUGCUGAACAGAGAGGUACGAAACAUUUACACUCUCACCGUCGAGGCUACCGAAAGCACCUAUGACAACCGAGCUAGAACAAAGGUAUCGAUCCAAGUGCUUGACACAAAUGAUCUGAAACCACUCUUCUACCCUGCCUCUUAUCAUGCACUAAUCAAAGAAGACACACCAAUCAAGUCGAGUCUGGUGAGAGUGAGUGCAACGGAUGCUGAUAUUGGCAGCAACGCAGAAUUUUAUUACUCAUUCACCACUAGAUCACACCCCUUUGCCGUUGAUCCUUUCACAGGGACCGUUACACUUAUCAAGACGCUUGACGCCAGUCAGAGAGACAGGUAUGAGCUGACUGUGCUGGCAGAGGACAGGACAAAGAAAAUCUCUGGCGUGCAGAAGUUUGGAAAUGUUGCAAAGGUUGUUGUGGCCAUACAAACUGUGACAGAAAACUUUACCCUCGUCACACCCACCAGUGCAGCGACUCCACAGAUGGAUGACGACAAAAUAAGUGUGAACAUCAAAACGGAACCCAAGGAAAAGGAGAAAGUGGCAUCUUUAAGUAUAGUUGAAGGGGAUCCGCUGAAGUGCUUUCAGAUUAUUCCAUCGACGUUGCAUGAUGGUGGCUUUCAAUUGGUCUCAACAAAAUGGAUUGAUUGGUCGCAAAACCCAUUUGGACUAAACAUUUCCCUGCAAGCCAAAGACAGAAGAAACCCUCCUUUGCUAACGCCGAUAAAAACCGUGCAUAUACCUCCUCCUCCUCAAGUUAAACCUUUGGCAUUCGAUCAAGAACUCUAUUACGUCACUCUCAGUGAAUUUUCUCCACCGAAAAGUCACGUAGUUCGAGUAUCUGUAGGUUUGAGUUUCAAAAAUAUAACCUACAGCAUCAAAGAAAACCUGGAUAGCUAUAAAUUCAAAAUCGGUGCCAAAACUGGUGUGAUAAUGACUUCUCAGACUCUUGACUUUGAAAAGCACUCUCACUAUGAGUUUGAUGUCACCGCAAAUGAUGGAGAAGCGUUUACCCGUGUCGUUGUGGAUAUAAUUGAUGAAAACGAUAAUGCCCCCAGGUUCACGUUGCCCUCAUACCAGGCUUCUCUGCCUGAAAACGUCCCGAUCGGAACAAGCAUCUUGGCUGUCUCUGCUAUUGAUGUGGACAAAGAUAACAAUGGUUUUGUAACAUACUCCGUAGCAAACACAAGUCCAGUUCCUUUCAAUAUAGACCCACUGACCGGUGUGAUUUCGACCUCUCAGGAGUUUGAUUAUGAGCUUAUGAAGAGAUGGUACCACCUGAGAAUCUGGGCGUCUGAUAGCGGAAGCCCUUUCAACAGAGUAAGCGAAUGCUCCGCAACCAUCACCAUGACCAACGUCAACGACAAUGUUCCAGUGUUUGAGCGGGUAGCAUGCAAUGCCUCCAUACCCCGAGACUUUGCUGUGGGGGAGAGUAUUGCAGAGAUGUCAGCACUCGAUCUGGAUGAGCUGCAGCAGAUCAUAUACAGGAUAGAGUCUGGGAAUGAUGACGAACUGUUUACAAUUAACAACGUUUCUGGCUCCAUUAAACUUGCUAGGGCAAUUCCCUCAAAGUACGAAGGCACAGAAAAUCCUUUUUAUAUACUUAAAAUCACAGCAACAGAUGGCAAAUAUAGUGCUGACCCCAACACCGUGACUGUGCGUAUCACAAACAAGGGCGAAGUCGCCACCACACAUUGCGAGGAGACCGGAAUUACAAGGCAGUUGACAGAGAAGCUUAUUGAGUCAUUUAAGCCGUCUCUCAACGCCAAAGAAGAAGAGUAUAUCUCAGACGUUCAUAUAAUUAACCUGCACUCUCCAAAGUUUAUCGCAGGCACACCAAGCUCAAUCGACAUCAGGGAAGACUUUGCUCUUGAUAGAUCUGUGUUGCAGUUUAAUGCCACUGACAAUGACUCUGGCUUUAACGGAAAGCUUGUCUAUGCAAUUUCCAGUGGAAAUGAGGAUGGAUGUUUUACUAUUGACAUGAACACAGGUGAACUGCAGGUAAUCAGUGCUUUGGAUAGAGAGCAAAAAGAGUUUUACAUUCUCAACAUAACCGUGUAUGAUCUGGGAUCUCCACAAGCCUCUACAUGGAAGCUGCUUGCUGUUAACGUUCUUGAUGCAAAUGAUAAUCCUCCGUUAUUUUCUCAGCCAAGAUAUGUUGUGAACAUCGCAGAAAACACAGAGGUUGACAAAAGCAUAUUCAAAGUCAAUGCAGUCGAUUUUGACUCUGAAGACAAUGGAGCAUUUACAUUUUCAUUGCUAACCUUCACCGAUUUGUUCAAGAUUGAUGAAGUCACAGGGGUGGUGAAGGUAACUGGGCCUUUAGACAGAGAGACCUUUAGCAGAUACGACAUAACAAUUGAGGCCCGAGAUCAAGCCAAACUGGACCCACAGCUUUUCUCAUUUACAGAUCUGGUGGUUGUACUGGAGGACAUCAAUGACAAUCCUCCAAAGUUUGUACCUACAAUCUACAGGAUCAAAGUUCCUGAGGAUGUUCCUCCAGGCACAGUGCUGUUGUGGGUCGAAAGCUUUGAUUUAGAUCUGGAGAGCGGAGGUCUCAUAAGCUACAACCUAAAGAACAGUGAAGCAGGGACGUUUUUCUUGGAUACAUCCACAGGGUGCUUGACUCUGGAGCGUGAACUGGACUAUGAGAAGCAGCAGUCGUAUAAUCUAACAGUUCGAGCUGUAGACCACGGAAAGCCCCGGUCUUUAUCAUCUUCAUGCUUCAUUGAGGUUGAAGUGUUAGAUGUAAACGAAAACCUGAACCGGCCCCUCUUUACCCAGUUUGUGCAUAACGCAGCCAUUAUGGAGGAUGCUACAGUAGGAACCUCAGUAUUGACACUAACCGCUGUAGAUAACGACCUGGGACGAGAUGGAGUAGUCAGAUAUUACAUCCAUGAUGGCUCAGGGCUUGGCGUCUUCACAAUUGAUGAAGAAACAGGUGUUAUUCGGACCACAGGCCUUCUGGAUCGUGAAGCCGUGCCACACUAUUGGCUGACAGUUUGUGCAAAAGAUCUGGGCACUGUACCACUGGUAUCCUGGACCGAGGUCUACAUUGAAGUUUGGGAUAUUAAUGACAAUCCCCCUGAGCUGUCCCAGCCUGUCUACUUUGGCUCAGUGCAAGAGAAUUUGCCAAAGGGCAAAUCUGUGCUAAAAGUAUCUGCCACAGACAUAGACAAGUCCUCUGAGGGGAAGCUCACUUUCCAGAUCCUAGAUUCUCAACGUGUAUAUUUCACCAUUGACGCAAAAACAGGUGUGAUCAGCACCCUUGCUCCCUUGGACCGGGAACAAAAAGCAGAGCAUAUCAUUGAGGUCAUGGUUUCAGAUAAAGGGGCCCCUCCAUUAAGCUCGACUGCAACCGUAGUCAUUGAAGUCCUGGAUGAGAAUGAUAAUAGCCCUCAGUUCAGCCAUAAGCUUUUCCAGGUAAAACUCCCUGAGCGGCAGAGCACGGCUGAGCCUCAGGAGAUCUACAGGAUGGUGGCUCGUGAUGACGAUGUGGGGCCCAACGGCAUGAUCAAGUACAGUCUGGAAGACAGCAGUGAGGAUCAGUUUGAUAUUCAUCCUGAGACCGGGGUGGUGACGGCUAGAGGAGAGUAUGUCCGGGGCAACUACAGUAUUCUGACGAUUCAAGCAACAGACCAAGGCAACCCUCCAAGAAUGUCUAAGGCCCGUUUGCAUGUUGAAUGGCUGCCCCAACCUGAGCCCAGCUCCGAUGUGCUGGCUUUUGAUGAGCCCCCCUUUAACUAUGUGGUGAUGGAGACCGAUCCUGUCACUGACAUGGUGGGAAUCAUCCGAACGGAGAUCCCGCAGAACCUUCUAUUGUUUGACAUUAUCGGUGGUGAUGAAAAGCAGGACUUCUACAUUGAGAAGAACACAGGGAGCAUUGUGAAAGCUAGACGGCUGGAUGCAGGCAGAACAUCUCAUUACAACUUAACAGUCAGAGUCUCAGAUGGAUUUCAGGCCAUAACCACUCAGGCCUACAUUCAAGUAGUGGAUAUAAAUGAGCAUCGGCCCAUGUUCUUGAAGAGCCUCUAUGAGGUGAGAGUGCCAGAGGACACAUCUCCAUGGAAGGAGAUCCUUCACAUCAGUGCCCACGAUGCAGAUGCCAACAGUGGACUCUAUUACUCCAUCCACAGCAGCCUUAACCCAGACAGCCUCAAGUACUUUCACCUGGACCAAAGGAGCGGUGUGCUUGUCAUGAAAGAGGAGCUAGACUACGAGACCAUCUCCACUCAUACUCUGAUUGUGAUGGUACGAGAUGAGAAGAUCCCAAUAAAAAAGAACUUUGCAAAGGUUGUUGUGCAUGUAGAAGACUGUAAUGACCACAACCCAUCUUUUCUGAGUACUCAUUAUGAGGGCACCAUAAGUAAUAUGGCACUCACUGGCACGGAAGUGCUACGAGUCAAAGCCCUCGAUAAGGAUACAGGGAGCAAUGCGGAUAUUGUUUAUUCCUUUCACUCUGGUGGGAAUGUAGAUGGUGCCUUUGAAAUCGACCAGGAGACAGGAAGCAUUCGUGUGUCUGAUGCAUUAGACAAACUUCCGCAGGAGCAGUAUCACCUCACAGUAAAAGCCACAGAUCAGGGCUUUCCCCAGCGCAGUGCCCUUUGCCCCGUUACCAUCACCGUAAAGCUGUCUGAAUUCACACCACCCAGGUUCUCCUCCGAAGAAUACAUCACUGAGAUAAGUGAGGCUGUGCCUCCUGGCUCCCCUGCACUGUCUGUCUCCGCCAGCUGCCCGUCUUCAGUGCUGUACAGGAUCAAUGACGGCGACCCCAAUGGGACGUUCCACAUCAACAUAAAUUCUGGACUCUUGUCUGUCGGAAACGCACUCGAUUUUGAGCAACACCCUUCCUACCGUUUGACAAUAAGAGCUACAAAUACAGUGGGAGUCUCAUCUGAUGCAGUGGUUUACAUUUAUGUGAUCGAUAAAAAUGACAACGCCCCUGUUUUCCAUCAGGACACAUAUUAUGGGCAAAUUAGUGAGUCUGCGCCCAUCAACAGCAUGGUAACUGGGGAGAACAACACGCCGUUAGUGAUUAAGGCAUCAGAUGCCGACAAAGACACAAACGCUCUUCUGAUCUUCCAAAUCCUUGAGCCUGCUGCUCAGAAAGUGUUUCAAAUAGACCCAAGCAUGGGUACCAUCUUCUUAAAGUCUGCAGUUGACUUUGAGGCAACACCUGAAUUUUUCUUCAGCGUUCAGGUGUGGGAUUCUGGUGAGCCAUCGCUAAGUGCUUCCAAGCCAUGCAGAGUAAACAUUCGUGUCCUGGACAUUAAUGAUUGUCCUCCCAAAUUUGCUUUACCUGUAUAUGAAACUGCCCUCACCUUACCAGUUUUUGAAGACAUGGAUGUGAUUCAAGUGACAGCUCAUGAUGCAGAUUCAGCAGUCACCUACAUGAUUUCAGAGAGCACUAUUAAAAAUGCUUUUAAAAUAGACCAGUCCACUGGCAACAUCUCGGUGAAUGAUUCGUCUGAACUAGAGUCCCAUUAUGAGUUAAAGAUCACUGCCUCAGAUGGGUUAUAUAAAGACACUACCCUAGUGAGAUUAAAUAUCACCAAUGCAACAAAGACUAGUCUGAAUUUCGAUGACAGGAUGCAUGUAGCCACCGUACUGGAGAACAGUACGUCUAUUAAAAUUUUAGCUGUUCUGAGAGCAACAGGUAUCUACCUGAACGAGCCCUUGCAGUACACCGUCUUGAACCCACAUGGGAAGUUUGCAGCGAUUCCAUCGUCUGGAAUCCUGCAGACCACCGGCGUUCCGUUUGACCGGGAGGAACGGAAUGAGUACGAUGUCGCUGUGGAGGUCCGAGACAUGAGGCAUCCUCCACGUGUGGAUGUCACUCAUGUUAAGGUCUAUAUAGAUGAUAUCAAUGACAAUGCCCCAGAAAUAUCAAAUUUGCCUCAUUCGCUGAUGAUAUCGGAUGAAACCGAACCAGGGGAUGUUCUCUUUCAAGUGCUAGCAACCGACAAUGACUCCGGUGAAAAUGGAUCCAUACUAUUUUCACUGGAGGAUGAUUUCAGUCUCUUCAGAAUCGAUCGUUAUCUUGGAGAUGUGUCGUUACUAAGACCUUUAGAUUUUGAGUCUGUGAAUAAAUAUGUUCUCACUGUACUGGCGUCAGAUGAGGGUGAGCCGAGCCUGUCAGCCGCCGGGACGCUGUACGUCCAAGUGCAAAAUCGUUCUCAUCCGAUAUUUCAAAGCCUGUACUACCCAUUGAAAUUACCUGAGAAUAUUAAGCCAUUUACAACGAUCCUGCAUGUGCAAGCAAGAAAUCCUGAAGGAUACCGCCUUAUCUACAAUCUAGAGGAAGACAACGCCUCCAGGUUCUUUAACAUCGAUUUUAAAACAGGGGUCUUAAGUGUCACUGAUUUCCUAGACUUUGAGACUCAAACAAAGCAUAUUUUGACUGUUCGUGCCACGGAUUCGGUGACUGGCACCUUUACCGAAGCCAAAGUAGAGAUUGAUGUGGAAGAUAUAAACGACAAUGCCCCUGUCUUUCAGAGUCUGUCUUAUGUUACAGAUAUGUCUGAAGGCCUUCCAAUAGGCACAUCUGUUUUACAAGUCUCGGCUGUUGAUAGAGAUUCAGGCAGGAAUUCAGAUAUGACUUACCAGCUGGUUGACAAAGAAAAUGAUUUUUUUGAAAUCGACCCACUAAGUGGAAUUUUGGCGACAUCGCAAGUAUUGGACUAUGAAACCUCGCAACAGUUCACUCUGAAAGUUAAAGCCACAGAUAAAGGCACACCACCUCUCAGCGAUGAGGCUCAAAUCAUCGUGAACGUCAUAGAUGUUAAUGAUAACCCUCCAGAUUUUAGCGAGCCAUCUUAUCGGGCCUCUCUUGAUGAAAAGGCCACUUGUGGCCACAUCGUUAUCAAAGUUCAGGCUUCAGACCCCGAUAGUAAGGAUGACCUCCAAUAUAAGAUCCUGUCAGGCAAUGAAGGGAGAUAUUUCUCUAUUAAUGAAUCAUCCGGACUUAUCUCGUUCUCGAAUGUGUGCAAAAGAAACCUGGAUCCGUUUUAUAACCUCACCGUUGCGGUUUCCGAUGGUGUGUUUCAGAAGACUGCCCCUGUUAACAUUGACAUGACAAACGGCAACAAGCACAGCCCCUAUUUUAGCCAGAACAUUUACGAAGCAGAUCUGGCAGAGAAUGCAGAAGUGGGAACUCGUGUGAUCCGAUUGGCUGCUAUUGACCCGGACGAUGGUCCAUACGGCAGUGUUGAUUACACCAUCAUUAACAAGCUUGCCGAUGAGAAGUUCUCUAUCGAUGAAGAUGGACAAAUUGUGACUUCUCAGUCUUUGGACCGAGAAAAUCCAUCGCAACGCGUGAUCGCGAUUAAGGUCAUGGCUAAGGACGGAGGAGGAAGAGUGGGGUUUUGUACUGUAAAGAUUAUUCUAACAGAUGAAAACGAUAACGCCCCUCAGUUUAAAGCCUCAGAGUAUCAGAUUUCCAUUCAAUCCACAGUGAACAAAGGCUCACCGGUUAUACAGAUAAUGGCUUAUGACGCAGAUGAAGGUAAAAAUGCUGACGUCACUUACACAGUAGAAGAGGCGGAAGAGGUUACAGAAGAUAUUAUUGAGGUCAACCCUUUUACCGGAGUGGUCAGCGUCAAAGAGAGUCUGGUUGGUUCGGAGAAUAAGAUUUUCAGCUUCAAAGUUAAGGCCAGAGAUGGAGGCAUACCUUUUUACAACUCCUCUGUGCCAGUACAGGUCAAAGUGGUCCCACCGGAGGUCACUCUGCCCCAGUUUACAGAGCCAUUGUACUCGUUCUCAGCAUCUGAGGACCUCCCUAUCGGAUAUGAGAUAGGGACAGUCAAGGCAGACGCUGACAUGCCACUGAUAUACAGCUUGGUGAAUGGCAACACUAUAGACAGCAACAAAGAACAUGAUUUUGCUGUCGACAAAGACAGCGGUACUCUUGUUAUGCAGAAGAACAUUGACCACGAAAAAACCAAGGUGUACAAGAUCGAUGUGAUCGCUCAAGGAAGUCACAAUGGCACCGAUGUAGCAUCUCUUGUAUCUGUUCACAUAGAGGUUCAAGAUGUUAAUGACAAUCAACCUAUGUUUGAGGCUGACCCCUACGAGGCCUUCCUGGCUGAGAAUUUGCCCCCUGGCACCACGGUCAUUCAAGUGACAGCUAAUGAUGUAGAUACAAACGUCAAUGGAGAAGUCUCAUAUACACUUGUGCCGGAGUCAGAUGAUAUUGGCGACAUGUUUACCAUGGAUUCGCAAACUGGCUGGAUUAUUACCUUAAAGAGGGCUGAUUCUGAGACCAAACAGCUUUAUAGGUUCUAUGUGGUGGCCACUGAUCAUGGCGACGCUGUCAAACUAUCCUCUUCAGUACUAGUUGAGGUUACUAUCACAGAUGAAAAUGAUAACCCACCUCAGUUUACAGAGGAACUGUACCAAGGGUCCAUCCUUGAGAACAGCAGGCCUGGAGAAACCAUUGUCACUCUGACGACUGCUGAUAAAGACGUGUCUGCAGAAAACAGACAGAUUGUAUGUUAUAUAACAGAUGGAGACCCAUUGGGCCAGUUCUCGGUCACAGCAGCAGGGGAGGAGUGGACAGUGAUUUCCAAAAGUCAGCUUGACCGAGAAGACAAAGACAGAUAUAACCUUAAGAUAAUCGCCACAGAUGGAAGGUUUCAAACAUCUGCUAAUGUGGAGGUCCAUGUUCUUGACCUCAAUGACAACAGUCCUUUGUGUGAGCAAUUACUUUAUACUGAGGCCAUCAUGGAGAAUUCCCCAUCGGGCUUGUUCAUCCUGAAGAUCUCUGCUUCUGACCCCGACAUUGGGACAAAUGGCCAAGUGUCAUUCACUCUUCAUGGACCUAAUGCAGACAAGUUUCAUCUUGAUUCCAGAACUGGAGAGCUGUUCACGCUUGCUGUCUUGGACCGGGAGCGGGAAACAGAAUAUGAUCUUGUUGUCAAAGCGACUGAUGGCGGUGGCCGCUCUUGUCAGGCAGACGUCACACUCAUGGUGCAAGACAUGAACGACAACCCGCCACAAUUCUCCACAAGCCAUUAUGAAAUCACGGUGUUUGACAACACAACGAUUAGGACGCCUAUAGCUGUCAUCUAUGCCAAAGACCCAGACACAGGUAUAAACUCAGAGGUGAGAUACUCUCUUCAAGGCGCCGACAGCGGCUUCUUCUCCCUAGAUGAAAUCUCAGGCAUUCUGAGACUGGAGAGAUCUCUAGCCGAUGAGAUCAAGUCCACUUAUGAGAUGAAAGUCAAAGGCACUGACCGAGGCCUCCCUCGCCACCUUUUCUCCUUCGCCACCAUUACAGUACACGUGGUCGUCCUGAGUGAUUACCAGCCAUUGUUUCUUAGCUCGGACUACUCAGUACAGAUCCCAGAAUCACUUCAGAUCGGGUCGGAGGUGAUCAGCGUGUCCGCCCUCACCAAAGAUGGCACAGAAAGUGAGCCUGUGCGAUAUACUGUCAUCUCUGGCAAUGAAGACAGCCGAUUCCAGAUAAACCCCAUGACAGGUUUGCUGGCGGUGAACUCCGCGCUGGAUUUCGAGCUCUGUCGUGAGUAUUACCUGUCAGUGGAGGGAGCAAGGGGCAAACCGUCGCUCAGUGACAUUGCCACGGUUAUCAUCAAUAUCACAGACGUCAACGACAACCCGCCUGUCUUUAACCGCAGUAGCUACAGUGCUGUGAUUGCAGAGGACAUUUCCCCUGGGGACAUGGUUCUGCAGGUAAGAGCCGUCGACCUUGAUGGGCCUCCAAAUAACUUCAUCAUCUACUCUAUUGUGAGCGGUGAUCCACAGCAGCCGUUCAGCAUCGACCCUCGCACCGGCCACGUAACGGUGCGCUCCACGCUGGACAGGGAAGAGAUAACGCACUACUCAUUAACCGUGCAAGCUGCCGAUGAAGGCGAUCCCCCUUUAUCCUCCGCCGUCCAGGUGACAGUGACCGUAUCUGACGUCAACGACAGCCCACCGAUGUUCUCGCAGAUCAAUCACAGCCUCGUCCUUCAGGAAUGGGAAGCCGGGGGCAGUGGAAUUCUGCAGCUGCUGGUAACAGACAGAGAUACGCCUCAGAACGGCCCUCCCUUCUCCUUCUAUAUUGUCUCGGGAAAUGAGGACAGGAGCUUUCACAUUGACCAAGGAGGACUGCUGUCCGUAUCCUCCCCGCUGAGGAGGAGAGGCAAGCCUCAGCAUCUGCUAAAAAUCCAGGUCACUGACAGCGGCCACCCUCCUCUGUCCUCAAUAUGCGUGGUGAAAAUCAACAUCACAGAGCAGAGCCGAUAUCCACCCACUGUGACUCCGCUAGAGGUUUUCAUCACCACCGCCGGCGGGACGUUUUCCAAACGUGUCAUCAGCAAGCUGCACGCCACGGACCAAGAUCCCCAAGACGUCCUGUCUUACAAACUGGUUUCUGAUGGCCUGGACCAAGGCCUGUUCUCUGUGGACGCAGUGGAUGGGAAGAUCGUGGUGGAGAAGAACCUGGAUCCAGGCCUGUACCACUUGAACGUGAGCGUGUCCGAUGGGAAAUUUAGCAUCUGGGCGGGAGUGAAGGUCCAUGUUUGGGCUGCCGCUCUACACGAUCUGGAUCAGGGCUUCACGUUGCAGUUGGCUGGACUUUCGGCAGAAGAGUUCGUGUCCGAUCACUGGCGAGGCCUCCAGCGAAGCCUGGGCUUGGAGCUGAACAUCCCCAGACAAGAGCUGCACAUCGCCAGCUUGCAACAGCAGCCGAACUCCGUCAACAUGGAGGUCCUUCUGGUCCGGAGAGCUCAGGACGGCUCCGUCCAGCCCGUGUCUGCUCAGCGCCUCAACGGAGUCCUUUCCACCGUAGAAGAUAUGCUGGGAUUGACCGUCUUGAGACUGAAGCAUGAUGGUUGUGUGGGGGCUGGCUGCCCACCUCGGGGUUGCAGGAACACUGUGGUGAUGAGGCAGGGGAGAAUGAGUAACUACGCCACCGCACGGGCGAACUUCAUCACCCCGCAGCACAGCUGGGAGAGCGUGUGCUCCUGCAACGAAUCUGCUGUGAGACUUGACGGCAAGGGUUAUCUGAAAUACCUCUAUCAAAUGGAAGAGAGCAAAGAAAACUUCCAUCUGUCUCUUCGACUCAAGACGUCUGCAGCGGAGGGCACAGUGAUGUCCACCAAUGCCUCUGACUGGGCAAAAUUAGAGCUGGUGGACAAGGAGCUGUGGCUCAGAUAUAGAUGUGGCAACAUGCUCCCUGCCAGUCUGCAUGUGGCCCACCACCCUUUGGCUGAUGGCCGCUGGCACCACGUCUCUCUGGAGGUCAACGGCUCAACCCUUAGACUCACCAUUGAUGCCAGCCACUCCAACGCUGUGGUUUUGCCUCAACCCUGCAGGCUCAGUCAGUCCAGUGGGGCCCUGGUGUUAGCCAGCUCCAAUCCCAGCGCAGAUGCAGAGCGCCUGGGCUUCACCGGCUGUUUGGAGAGCAUACAGUUCAACGGAGAGGCGGUGAGAGGAGAGGAGGGGAUGACAGCAACUGGCCCGCAGACCGGCAGACUCUUCGGGAUCUACCAGUGCUGCUCUGAUGUGAAGAUCUGUGCCAGCAAUCCUUGUGAGAAUGGAGGCACUUGUGUUGAAGAGCCCAGUGGAGAGUUUCGCUGUAGCUGUCCAUCGCUGUACUUUGGCUCUCGCUGUGAGAACGGCAUCCUGCCGGACGAUCCUUGUGCAUCCCAGCCAUGUGCUAAUGGUUUGUGCAUGCCAAAUAAUCAAGGGUACAUCUGCAACUGCUCUGCACAAAUGGCUGGAAACAGAUGUCAGAAUGCGUGCACUCCCAAUCCAUGUCUCGCUGGUUUCACCUGUUCAAUGGCGGGAAACUCAAUCCACUGUGAGCGCACCAACUCCCCUGCGUAUGUGGAAAUCGCAGAGAUCUGCGCAGGCAUAUUGGGGCUUGUCCUCCUCGCUGUGGCCUUUGUGUGUUUCCGAAAACACUACGUCAGCCGCAAAAAGCACAAGUCCGGCUGCGUUCAAGAUUCCAACGGCUACUUCCCAACGUUGCCCAAAAGCAUGAUGAAAGAAACCGAGAUCAGCUCUCCUAUGGAGCUCAGCACCCUGAUUGGCUUCGCAGGCGAUCUGGACAGCAGUCCUUUCUGCUCACUCAAACCUCGAGAACAGCGGGAGCUCGGCCCUCAGGUGGGCUCUCGGUCCAGGCCUCAGGGUCCUGUGAUUUGCAGCGUGGCCCCCAAUUUACCUCCUCCACCCUCCACCAGCUCUGAUAACGACUCUAUUAGGAAAAACAACUGGGAGCACGACUACGAAGUGUAUCCAGCUGAUCCUGACUACUACGGCCGACCCACGGUUCAAGAGUUCCCAAAGUUUGACAUUGUGGAAAGCACCUACUCGACGGCUGCCACAGAGUCGCGCAGGAACUCUCGCUUCGGAGGCUUCCCUUUCCCGCUGGACCGCGCCGACCGCCGCGCUCCAUUACCCCCUUGUUACAGCAAUCAGAAUUUAGAUGACUUCUUGGGGCCGGAUGGUCUGCCGCUGCCCAGCUCUCAGUGCCCUAACGAGUACACUGCCAUAAGCUACUACCCUACCCAGCACACUCGCAGCCUGGACAACGUCUCCAGCGGCUAUAAGAGGCUCAGCGUGCGUUUGAGCGUGGCACAGCCUUCAUACGCGGACGGCGACGGCUCCAAGCGGCCUGGAUCUACUAGAAGGACGUCUCGCAGUUAUGCUGGCUCAGAUAUGGUGGAGAGUGACUACGGCAGCUGCGAGGAGGUCAUGUUCUAAGAGACUGCGGUUGGAUCAAAGGUCCCGUAUGAGUGGGGUUAUAGAGAGGAAGCUCAUCUCAUACAUAUAGUAUAUGAAGCUCAACGGCUGAGAGCCACAGAAGCACUAUCAGUAUUAAUAGUCACUUUCAGGGAAA